Messenger RNA from Ceratitis capitata (Mediterranean fruit fly), 4895 nucleotides. RefSeq names its product coronin-6 (gene coro). The record is from RefSeq and is a predicted model, not a curated record. NCBI's taxonomy places the organism in Eukaryota, Metazoa, Arthropoda, Insecta, Diptera, Tephritidae. The transcript has 7 exons. Gene Ontology annotation, molecular function: actin filament binding. The coding region runs from base 769 to 2412 and encodes 547 amino acids. Gene Ontology annotation, biological process: actin filament organization.
UUCAGCGAAUUCAGUCUACCGGAAUUCGUCGUGGUAUUAACUUUUAUUCGUUUUAAGUCGGCGAUCGACAGUCGGCAGUUUUCUUCAUUCGUUCUCGUUGGGUUUUCUUCUUUCCCCUUAAAUUUUUUUUAAAGUUUUCAAUUCUUGAAAAGUGGUAUUCUUUCGCUGAAGAAAUUUUUACGUCGGACUUCUUUGAAAGAUAGAAGUCAAUUUGAGCUUAAGAGAAUUCUUUUGCGAUUUCGUUUUGUGUGAAAAGAAACUUCAAAUUGAAUUUUAAAGUAAAAUUUAAUACAUUUAAAAAGUGCUCACGAACGAAAGAAGAAAUCUAAUAGACAAGCAGUGUAAAAAUCUAUUGCAACAACAAACAAACUUAACUCAUAGAUCAAGUCUCCAGAAUCCAGAAUUCGCAAAAAAAUAAAGUUAAUAUCCAUGACGACAAGACCAACACAGAUUCACUGAAAUCGAAGCUAUUUCGUUACAAAAAUAUAAAAAUAUAAACAGUAAUGUAAAAAAGUAAAAAGGAGCGAGUCAAAUAGAAGUAAUAAUAAAUUUUUAUAACUAAGAAAAAAAAGGAAUUAAUAAAUAAUACAAAGUAAAAGAAGUAUAACAGUACUUAGAAUAGCAACAACAACAACAACUACUAUUACUAUAAUAGGCAUAAAUUAUCGAGUGGAAAAAAAAAUCGAAAAUAUUUUAAAAGAGCCAACACACAUAUAUAAGCUAAAAGGAAAUAGCAAACUACAAACAAAACAACAUCAACAACAGAAAAUGUCUUUUCGUGUUGUACGAAGCUCAAAAUUUCGUCACGUCUACGGUCAGGCACUGAAGCGUGAGCAAUGCUAUGACAACAUACGAGUUUCAAAAAGCAGUUGGGACUCCACAUUCUGUGCAGUGAAUCCCAAAUUCUUAGCCAUCAUUGUAGAGUCAGCUGGAGGUGGAGCAUUCAUUGUAUUACCACACAAUAAGGUGGGUCGCAUAGCUGCUGAUCAUCCAUUGGUCGGAGGCCAUAAAGGACCCGUACUCGAUAUUGCCUGGUGUCCACACAAUGAUAAUGUCAUCGCUUCCGGAUCUGAAGAUUGUGUAGUUAAGGUUUGGCAAAUUCCCGAUGGCGGUCUUUCACGCACACUUACCGAACCAGUGGUCGAUUUGGUGUUCCAUCAACGACGUGUCGGUCUUGUGCUUUGGCAUCCAUCAGCGUUGAAUGUGUUGCUAACAGCAGGCUCUGAUAAUCAGGUUGUUAUUUGGAAUGUGGGUACAGGGGAAAUACUUGUUCACAUAGACUCCCAUCCGGAUGUUGUUUAUAGUGCAUGCUUUAAUUGGGAUGGUUCAAAGUUGGUUACCACCUGUAAGGAUAAAAAGAUUCGUAUCUAUGACCCACGUAGUGGUGAAAUAGAAAGCGAAGCCCUCUGUCAUGAGGGAUCGAAAGCAACACGGGCCAUUUUUUUGCGUCAUGGUCUUAUUUUUACCACCGGAUUUAAUCGCUCAUCAGAACGUCAGUACUCGUUGCGGGCACCCGACGCUCUCAAUGAACCGAUUGUUAUGGUAGAGUUGGACACGUCGAACGGCGUGAUGUUUCCACUUUACGAUGCUGAUACGAAUUUGAUUUACCUGUGCGGUAAGGGUGAUUCAGUCAUACGAUAUUUUGAGAUAACUCCAGAGCCGCCUUUCGUUCACUACAUUAAUACAUUUCAAACGCCAGACCCUCAACGUGGUAUUGGGUUGAUGCCAAAGCGUGGCUGUGAUGUCACAACCUGCGAAAUUGCAAAAUUUUACCGGCUAAACAAUAACGGCUUAUGUCAAGUGAUCUCAAUGACAGUGCCGCGUAAAUCGGAUCUAUUCCAAGAAGAUUUAUAUCCGGACACUUUAGCUGAGGAUGCGGCACAAACAGCUGAAGAAUGGAUUGCUGGCAAUGAUGCCGAGCCGUUAACCUUUUCGCUUAAAGAUCGUGUCUCUAUUGUACAGGGUGGUUACGUAUCACAAUCGGCCAGCAAGUCACUGUCUGUGACAAAGAAAGCAAAUAUCCUCAACAAGGCCUCGGCAGGCACGUCAAAGAGUGCGAGCAGCGCAACGCUUGGCGGCAAUCAUGCUACAUCGAAUAACAACAACACGACGAGCGGGUCUGGCAUAGUGAGUGGAGUGAGUGAAAAGGAUCUGCGUGAUAUCACUGAUGAGAUACGUAAAUUAAAAGCAAUUAUCGUGAAGCAUGAGAAUCGUAUACGUGCGUUGGAGGCGGCUGUGCGUGCCCACGAUGGUGAUGAGAAUGAUUCACGACCAGCGGUAGCGUCUGCAGGCAAUGGAAAUGCCUCGUCCAAAUCGGCCGCAGAUAGUGGCACACAAAAGGAGAGCAACGACAAUAGCAGUGCCAACAAUCAGAGCCAUCCAACCACCUCGAACGAUGAUGAAUUUAAUUAAACUUAUACAUAUUAGAAAUAUUUUUAAUUAAAUAUGCUUCGUGACGCUUUAUCGAUUCAAAAUACGUUUCGUUGUAUUAAUUUUAAAGCUAUCUUUAUCGAUUUAUUAAUUUAUUUUUUAAAUAAUACAUAAUACUUAUAUAACUUUUCCACCAUUUUAAUUUUAUGAAAAACUGAUUUACACAUUUUGAUUAUUACAUGUUUAAAAUAAAAUUAUAAAUUUUAGUAUAUAUGUUGUUUGUAAAUUGGCGAUAUAUGCAUUGAUAUAAGUAUAAAUGUGCUUAUUUAGAUCUAAUGCAAAAUAGUAAAUUCAUUUUUUCAAAACAGAGAUUUGUAAAAAGGGAGAUUUGCAAGGAAAUCGCAAAAAGUUAUUUGUAUCUAAAACAACUAAAAAUAAAACAAAGAAAAAAUUUGUAAAUUACCAUUUUAAAACAAUAAUUAUAAAGUCUAUGCUUAUUUCUAAUUUACACAUACACAAACAACUCAAUUCAUUUAUGUUAGCAUGCAGGCAUUAAAAAAUAACUAAUCAUUUGAAUAUGCAUACCACGUGCAGCGCUGUUGGAAGGAAUUGAACUCACAUUACGGUGGACUUUUUGUUUUGUACAAUAAAAAAUCUUCGCUUUAUUUAAUAAUACAGCAGGCGACUUUAUUACCAGAUGAUAGCACUAGCACAACAACAAAGAAUGUCUAUGUAUAUUGUAUUUGUUUAUAGGUUUGGAGUAACGUAGAUAGUGGAAACUUUGUUAGAGUUUUGUAAAUCAAGGACGUAGUUUUUAAUAUAAAAAUUAAAUCAGCCCAAGUGCUAUAACCGGGCAGUUAUUAAGCCAUAGUGGUAUGUAUAUAAUAAAGUUCAAGAAUUCGUCAUUUAUCAUUGCUCGAAAAUUUCCGAGCACGAGCUCAAGAACCCUCUUCUAUAAUUUUAAAUUCGCCUUGAUGCAAAGUGUAAAACCCAUUGAAAUACUAAAAGAAAUUCAAAAAAAAAAUAAAUUUGGAAAUUUUCAAGCAAAGAUUUGAGCUCUUCGCUCUACUUGAUACCCGGAUAUCUAAAGCUGUAGUAUAUAAUCGAGUAUUGGCUAAAUAAGUUUUUAGAAUUUCGGCUUAAUUUUGCAAAACGUGCAUUUAGUCUGGAAAAGUGUGAAAAUGUAAAAAUAUGAAGGUCAUAUUUAAAAUUAAACGAAUUGCGAAAUAGAAGAUUACUUCUACCUUCCCUUUGAACAGGUUUUUCAUAUUGAUGUUAUAUAAAUAAAAAAAUAAUCUUGCUUCACUAGUCUGAUUGGGCUACCAUUGCGUUUUGUUAAUUUUAUACAAUAAUUUAAAAUAUGUAAUAUGUAUUAGCCUUCUUAAUGUUGUUGAUUAUAUUUAGACUGACUCCUUAUCGUGCACCUAUAUUCAAAUGUAUGAACUUUACCUUUUAUUGUACAUUUUCACUUAUAGUAGUACUUGUGUUUUUCAACUGCCGUCGCUGUUUUUUAAAUUAAUGUAAAAUAACUAAAAAUAAAAAUACGUGUUUACACUAACUAUUUUUGCUCCUUGCAAAUAUAAAAUUAAUAUUUUUUUGGCAAAAUGUGCUGACUUUCCCGACUGUAUAAAAAAAUGAAAGAUUCUAUUUGGGAAACGUAUAAAUAUAAUUGAAACCGAGAGUUAUUGAGAUAUAUGUAUGUAAACACUCGUCGGUGUAAUACUUUGUUCAAAUGAAUUUAGCUAAUGUGAAGCUAAUUAGAACGACGGAAAGUUUUUAGAAAUUCGUUGUAAAAUGUUUUAUUAAAAACUUGAAGAUACGGCCCCAAAAUUAAAUUUGAUGCAGUAACAAAGUAUUUUUAUUAAAGGAAAAACAUACAUAUUUAGAAACCCAUGGUGAAAACAGUGAUACAUAUAAUUGUAUGCCUAUUUGAAAUUUCGUCAAAGUACCGUUUAAUUUAUAAUGCAAGCCCUACUCAGUGAAGUUAUCUAAUGAAUGAAAAUUUAAGCCAAAUUAAUGUAUUUCUAUUACAUGUAUAUUUAUAAUUUUAUAUACGUAGCUAAAAAAAAAAAUAAACUUACAUGCAAAACUAAUAAAAAUAUUUGUAUAGCCAUUUUUGAUAUCGAAACAACUUACAAAUCUAUGUAAUUUUUAUACUAAGCAGAAAAACAUAAAAAAGAACAAAUAUAAAAUGUAUUUCGUUAGCAAGUAUGCAAAACAUGACAAAAAUGGUUUGUAUGUUAUGAAAUAUAUAUGUCGGCGUUAGUAAAGAAACUACUUAACUUUUUUUCUGUAGGAUAAUAAAUUUUUUUACAUUUAUAUCAUAACAAAACUUAGAUAUUUUUUUGUUCAUGAUUUACUUGAAUAUUAAUUCUGGUUUUUACUUUACUAUAAAAUUAAAUGAUAAUUCUACAGCUUUCUAUUUUUAGCCAUAUUUAAUUUUUUAUUAUUUUAUGAGUUUUUUAAAUUGACAUAAUUGUCUUGUUAUGAAAUUAUUCAAUAAAUGCAAUUGUAAUUACUUUUCA